This is a messenger RNA of Pteronotus mesoamericanus, 5153 nucleotides long. It is a transcript of the gene BRI3BP, whose product is annotated as BRI3 binding protein. The transcript is spliced from 3 exons. Bases 96 to 827 code for a protein of 243 amino acids. Lineage: Eukaryota; Metazoa; Chordata; Mammalia; Chiroptera; Mormoopidae. The record is from RefSeq and is a predicted model, not a curated record. Gene Ontology annotation, cellular component: mitochondrion.
CCUCCAGCGCGCCUACGCGGUCCCCGCCGGAGUCGCGGCGUCCCUCCGUGCGGCCCUCACCCUUCUUCCUGACCUCGCAUUCUUCCGGCCCCAGGAUGGGCGCGCGCGCCUCGGGCUGGCCCCGGGCCCGGGCCGGGCUAUUGCUACUGCUGCCGCUGCUGCUCGGGCUGCUGGCCCCUGGCGCGCUGGGGGCGCGGGGCCGCGGUGGCACGGAGAAGAACAGCUACCGCCGCACCGUCAACACCUUCUCGCAGAGCGUCAGCAGCCUGUUCGGCGAGGACAAUGUGCGCGUUGCUCAGAAGUUCUUGACCAGGCUGACCGAGAGGUUCGUGCUGGGUGUGGAUAUGUUUCUGGAAACACUGUGGAAAAUUUGGACAGAGAUCUUGGAUGUUUUUGGACUUGACGUCUCGAACAUGUCCCAGUAUUUCAACCCCGCCUUGGUGGCCAGCAGCCCGGCCCGCGCCAUCAUGCUGGUCGGCGUCAUCCUCCUGGCCUACUGGUUCCUGUCUCUGACCUUGAGCUUCACGUUCGGCUUCCUGCACGUGGUGUUCGGCCGCUUCUUCUGGAUCGUGCGUGUCCUCCUGUUCUCCAUGUCCUGCGUGUACAUCCUGCACAAGUACGAGGGGGAGCCGGAGAGCGCGGCGCUGCCCCUGUGCUUCGUGGUGGCCGUGUACUUCAUGACCGGGCCCAUGGGCUGCUACUGGCGGGGCGGGCCCGGCGGCCCCAGCGUGGAGGAGAAGCUGGAGCACCUGGAGAACCAGGUCCGAGUCCUCAACAUCCGCCUCAGCCGCGUGCUGGAAAGCCUUGACCGCGCCAACAGCAAGUGACAACCAGCCGGCCGGCCGGGCCCCCUCACACCAGCGCCCUCUCUCAGAAAACAGAAGAGGAGGAGGAAGAAAAGGGCAGCGAACCCCAAACAAUCCUAAUAAACGUUCCUGAGCAAGGGGGUGGCGCUCUGUGAGGGUGUUUCGGGCCACGUGUACACUCCUAGGACACAUUCCGAGAGCGAGGACCCGCUCAGUGAAGUAGGACUACCUGCCAGGUGUUGUUAGUGGGAGAGAUAUUUUUUAAACAAAGGAUAUAACCCUAUUAGCUGUACAGUGAGAGAAGUUUAUCUGCAUAGAGCAUAAAGUUAAUUUUUUCAAGCACUUCAACACAUCUUUUGUAAGGUUUUUUAAUAAAGGCAGAUCUGAGUCCAGUUUCUUAAAACUUUACACAGAGGGGGAAGAAUAUGCUAAUUCGACACUUUAGAAAAGUUCAGCGUUUGUUUUCACAGUGUAGGUAUCGUCGGGGAAGGUCUGUGUGCGUUUUCCUCACGUCCCUGAAAGGUGAGUCUUUAUUUUCAUGUUGCUUUGGGUCGCUGUUGGCCGAGUCGAUGAACGUCGUCGCUUCUGAGUGUAGCCAGUUGAGCUCGAGGAUGAAACGGACUGUCUCUUGGGCGGCAGGGACCCCGGUCACAUCCCCGUCAGGUAUGUUUCCAAGUGAAGAAACCGUGAUUUGUAGAAAACCUCAGGUUUUUUCCCCUGCCUCUGUUCUUGGAUGGAUGUUAAGCCCAACAUUUUGUAAAGGAAAAACUCAAGGACCCGGGAGAGAAAUGUCUUUGGGGUUUGCUGUCAAGAGCUGCCUGGGGUGCGGGGUGCCCAGGAGCGCUCACAAAACCAGCUGUUCCCACCUGGCGUUGCCAGCAAGGCCUGUAGGGGAAGGGUCUGCGGCUCUGCAGGGCUUUUGUGUGUGUGUCUUGCUCUCUGGCUUUGGUUGACUCAGGACCUCGGAGGGCCUCGCGCUGCUUAUGAAGCAUCUCAGGAACUGUAAGCAGCAGAAACGCGCCUUUGAGAGGACGUGGAUUGUUGCUCCUGAGAUGUUCUCGUACACAUGCGAGGGGCUUCCCGGUGGCAGUCUGGCAUCCUCAUCUGAGGCAGUCUCUGCCGGGGACGAGAGGGCCAAGCAGGGCUCCGACCGGGGGCUGGUGGGAGCGCCCCCUCCUUGGACCCCCCCGCUCAAGGCGCAUUGGCUUGCCCCAGAAAAUAGGACACGGGAAGGCAGCCCGGCUGGUGCUCGAUGUAGUUUUGAAGGCUGCUAGAGGCCCCACUGUCUCCACAGCCCGCCCCAGCGCACCUCCACGCCCCGGCCGCCCCCGCCCAAGCCCCCUGCCCUGUCUGAUCGGGCAGAGCCAAGACCCUGCAGUCCAGGUGUCAUGCCGCAGAGAGCUCAGUUCCUGGCCAGCCCCAGCGCCGUGCUCCUGGGAGGUCUGAGCUGGAGAACGGAAGCAGGUGUUUCUGGGGGAUACUUAGGAAACUUCUCUUUUUAAGGUGCACACCAAGGGACCCCAACAUGCCUACACUGGUCUCACUCUUGGGCUUGCUGGGGCAGGUGUGUGUCCGUGGGCGCUUGAAACCCAGGCUUUCUGGCUGGAAGCCCAUCCAGCUUCGCCGUUUAGAUGCUUGCCGGUGAAUCUGCUUCAGCGCUGGGCACAGACGGUCUCGGGGAGGCCACCCUUGUCCUGUUUCUGUGUGUGCAUGUGGCUCGCACAGGGACUGAAACACGGCUUUGCUUGUGCUGACCGGGGGAAUUGGUGCAUCCUGCGCAAGACUUGAGUCUUAGGCUCUCGCCGGCCUGGGUGUGAUGGUCACUGCGUUCCCUGGCACGUCCUCACGGGGAAACCUGAAGGGCGCUGCGCUGGCUUGAGAUCCAGGUGGGGAAACCAUCUUAACUCUCAGAAAAUCCAGGGAGCCGCAGACCAACCACCGGCAUAACUGGAAAUCGCUGUGGAGAAUUCACACCGUUUCUACCACGUGGGCACAGUGCGAUGCUCUCCAGUGGGAGAUGUCUGUCUGUCUGUGUCAUGAGGGAGCCUGCACUGCGUUCAGAGGAUCACCUCAGGGUAGAACCUUGUUUGAAAUUCUCGGGCAAGUCCUAGAUGUUAGGUCUGAAUGAUUCUUGUUUUUUAUUUUUUUAAAGGUUUCAUUUAAUUUUAGAAAAGGGAAAAGGGAGGGAGAAAGGGAAACCUCCAUGUGCGGUUACCUCUCUCGCACCCCCUCCUGGGGACCUGGCCCGCAACCCAGGCCUGGGCCCCAACCGGUGUCUCUUUGAUCCGCAGGCCGGCGCCCAGUCCACUGAGCCACACCAGCCAGGGCUGAAUGACUUGCUUCUUAAUGCAGAAACUUGACUUUUGCUUGGGCAUAUUCCUAACCCCCACAGAGUUUGGGGGUUUUUUCUUUCUCCAUUCCAUGGGCGCUUGUAGGGCAUUUGGCCUCCCCUGCCACCCAUACCUCUUUCUUUUUUCUCUCUUUUGUAUGUGGAGAAAUGUAUUUUUGUACCAUAUCUCAUACCUUGAAGAGAAACCUUUUUUAUGUCUUCAGGGCUGUAGAAUACAUUAGUGCAACACUCCGUUAAAUGUGAUAUAAAAACAUCCUGGCGAGAACUGCUGUGGAUCUGUUCUAAGGGAGACUCAGUUUUUUUAAAUAAGCAGUGUUAACUUCCUGAUACUUCAGUAUCACAGUAAAUACCAAGAAAAGAAACUAGUCCAGAAAAGAAAAAGGACCAACUGUCUCUCAGUGCUGGAGUCACGUGGAUGUUUUGGGAUCGAUGUUCAGAAUGUUCUCUUGUUUGACAUGCUAGAACAAGACGCUUUCAGGGCGCAGAGCCUCCCCUAAAUGUAUUUCCUGACACCAGUCAGCAUUAGCUGCCCCCUGGGGUCUUCUGCUUCGUGUUUCAGGGAUACCCUGUGUCAUUUCCGGGAACGAAGCUGCAGCAACAGGAUUUCUUGAAAGCUUGUCCUGUGAAUUGUGCCGGGGUCUUAAUUUAUAAAGGUGACCACGUGAAGACACGUAGGGGUUAAUGCCCUCGAAAGGAGGUUUUUUUUCAUGCGCAGGUUCCUGAGGAUGGGGGGCGCAGCACGCCACGCAGGGCCACACACAGCCCGUCCCACGCGCGGGAGGCAGGGAGCGAGGGGGCCUGGGGGCCGUGCCAGCGCUCCCUGCUGGGCACCGGCGCAGGCCAGGGCUCAUGGUUGGGAGGCUUCGGCACGCCCACGCGGGCUGGCUUGCGGGGACCGUGCAAGCCGCUUUGGCUGUUCACCUGUCCCUGGUUCAGCAGCCUGACGGAGAGAUCAGGAAUGACAUGUCCAAUAGCCGGCACAGACUCUAAAAAUCCUACAUGGCUCCCUUCCCACGCUCCCUGCUACUUAAGAUGCUUUUGCCGAAUGCCGUCGAGCCGACUCACGGGUUGGCGCCCCGUACCUGCUUCUUGCUGGGCUUCGAAGCGGCUGACUCUCCCAGAAACCCCACUCCGGGCCACCCAGGUGUCAACCGCCUCAGCUUCAUUUUUGUAGUAGUCGAUCACUGUUCUGCAGAGUUUUUGUUUAUGGCCACCCGAGUAGUUGGAUUUUUGCGCCUCAUUUGUGAAUAACAGAAUUACAUACUUUCUGCCGGAUCUGACGCAGUCCCCUUAGAGUUAGUGUCAGGCAACCAUCGAUAGGAUGCACAACAUCUGGGACAGGCAGACUUUGGUCCGCACUUGAACUCUGCCCUCUUCCCUUUAACGAUGGCUUGGCAUGUAGCAGGCACACCAGGACCAGUUUUUCCCUUGUGGUGGCAUCAAAGCUGAUUGUCACUUGUGUCAUGUACUGAACACCUGUGGCAGCGAGGGGCGUCAGUGACCCUAUGUUCCAAUGUCUUUUUGCAGAUUUAAAGGUCUUAGUGUCAAUUUAAUAUCUGCAUGUGUGUUAAACCUCUGAGUCCUGUAAUUUAAACUGAUUCCUUGUGACGGUGAUGGUGAUCAGCACUCAGUUCAAAGCCAGCAAAGCAGCCUUCCUCCUCGUAACUGGAGAUCGCGUUUGUGAGGUACGGUGCCCAUUGUCAGCAGUGCAUUCACGAUUCAAUUCAGAUUUCGUGUACCUGGUUAUGAAUAGCAUUUAAUUUGACGCUUAAUAUAAAUCUGAUUUGAAUAUAGUGGUGCGUGUGUAUGUAUGUGUGUGGCGUGUGCAGUUUAGCCCCAUGAGCUUUGAGAAACUGAUUCUACAAAUAUCAUAUAUAGACAUAAAUGUUUAAGGCUUGUUUAUUUUUUUAUUUUUAUUUUUUUGCAAAGCGAUACAUUCCUGUUAUUUAUUGAAUAACUGGCUUUGGUGAUAUGUAGAGAUAUUUGUAGACUGAUUU